Neospora caninum is the source of this 7911-nucleotide messenger RNA. RefSeq lists its product as hypothetical. The record is from RefSeq and is a predicted model, not a curated record. Bases 1 to 7911 code for a protein of 2636 amino acids. NCBI's taxonomy places the organism in Eukaryota, Apicomplexa, Conoidasida, Eucoccidiorida, Sarcocystidae. The transcript is spliced from 6 exons.
AUGGCGUCUGCUCAGGCUGACGAAGGAACUGGGGGAUCUCUGAGGUUUUUCAAGUCGGGGGCGAGUGCUGUGUCGACUGCCUCGCGUCUGUUGUCGACCGAGACGACAGCUAGCGAUUUUUCUCGGUCCAGGCGGCCGACUUCUCGCCUUCCGACUGAUCCGUUCGUUUCUCCUGAGAACGGCGAAGCGCCGGAAGCACUCUCUCUGGGCUCUCCUUCCUUUUCCAAGACUCGGCCUUUGAGCACUGAAAGGGCCUCCACGAUGAGAGCCGUCGCGCCCUCUCUUUCGCGAUCGAAUUCCCAGACUGCGUCUCUCAGGACCCGAUCCAUCUAUGAGGAGGAACGGUUCUCUUCUUUCCAGUUCUCGAAAACUGCCGACGACAGUGGAGCGGGAUACUCUGGUUUCUUGCACAGAAUGCCUUUCGCAUCUGCAGAGGGGAACGCGGGGUCCACAGCAGGGCGCGCAGGCACUCCGUCGUUUCCCCGCUUAGACGCAGAAAAGGACACCUUGUCAGAUGCCAACAACAGCCCGAGCUCCUUGGCGCGUUCUGUGGCAAGCGGUUCUCACAGCAAAGGAGGCGCUGCUGUUUUGGCAUCUUCUCUGCUGCAGCGGUCAAGAAACGAGAGACUGACCGGCAUGCGCGCAUGCGCCGAGAGCAGAAGCUACGGCUCAGAGGCUGCCGUGGCCGGGGAAAAGAGCAGUCGAUUUCUCACGAGUCUGUACGAACCAGAGAGGGAAGGCGCCAGAGCGCGACAGUCGGGGGAUCGUUUCGAAGGCGGGACGCGUUUAGAGUCUUUCGCUCUGUCGACCCGGCGACGGGGCAGUGACUUGGUUUCAACGGGUCGCCUCCACGAGAGCAAAGCCCAGGCCUCUUCUGUUCCAACAUUUCUCCGCACUUCCCACGAGGCGACGUCGCCAGUCUCGGGCCGCGGUGUCUAUACAGAGCAGUCGCGUCGGCUUGAGGAGCGGGAGCAGGAUUUCGGCCGCGACAAACCGUCGUUUCUCUCCGCUUCCUCGUCGCCGAGGCAGCAGCCCGAUCCGCUGCGGAGCUCGUCUCAGAGCUCCAGUCAGAACGGCGUAGUACUUCUGUCGUCCCGGAAUCUCCACGUGCCUGCAGAGCGGGGAUCCUUUCGCAGUGAACGCCUCGUGUACACGUCCUACGGAGGGGGAAAGGGCGCAGUGUCUCAUCGCGAAUCGGAAGAAAACGUGAAGGCGGCGCCAAGUGCGUCUCGCCACUCGGGACUUUCCGACGGGAGACUUGACUUGGGAGACUCCAGUGAACGCAGCCUCCACAGAAGGGGACCAGCGAGAGACUCCAGCGGGGCGCGCGUGGGCGACACACAUCUCACGAACCGCGCCUUUCUCGUGAACGGAGACUCGCCGAAGUCUGCUGCGGCAGACCCGCACGCUCGCCUCGGCGACGCAGCUCCCGAGCGGUCGUCUUUUCCGCGGGGCUCCUUGUACGAGAGCCGACGCGAAGGCGAGGGGCUGUCGACAAGUCAGUUUGCAGAACGUGGGCGGAGCGGAGACCUCGUCGGCGAGGACGGGACGAGGGGAGAACCCGUGGAGCGACGCUGGGGAAGCAGUCUGGGUCUGUCUGGUGCGAGAAGUACAGGGCGAGACGGCGAGACUCUGCAUGCGGUGACAAGACGCCACCACGGAACCGAGAGAGAAGCAGACGGAGGCGACACCUUGUUCUCUCCACUUGGUUCGGGACGCGACCAGUCGCUCGUUUCGCCUCGGAGGGGAGACAAACCGACGCACUUCUCCGACUUUGGUCUCGGGGCGUCGCGUCGGGAACGCGAGUCGGCAGCUGGAGUCUCUUCGCCGCUCGCCUCGCGGCCCGAGCUUUUGGCAACUUCCCGUCCGCCCUUCCUGCCGCCCGCUUCGUUCGCGACAAGUGACGGAUCGACAGACAGGGCCCUGGCGGCCUCUGUCCGUCCGAAAUUCCUAGGAGACAGUGGACACAAAUCAGAGCUUCUCGCGUCGUCGCGGGACGGUGAGUCGCCGUCUGGGCGCGGAGCGGCGCGGGGAAGCACCGAACGGGGCUUGAGCUUGCUGCAGUCUUCCGCGGUUUCCAGGAGAUCAGGCUUUCUGCCUGCGACGCCGGCGGACGAGACGGAUCGAGAGCGCGAAGAGCGUCUCCCUGCGGCAGGUCCAAAGACUGCGGGCCUCGAAGGAGACACACAGAGCGGGGAGUGCGAGUCUACGAAGGGUUCCGGUUUUCGCUCGGCCCGCGUCGGCGCGACAGAGAUGCCUGGAGGCGGGCGGGUAAGUGACGGCAGCCGUGUGCGGAGCAACUCGGCGCUCUUGCGCCUCUCCCAAGGGUUGCAUCCUCCUCUUCCGCGGGUCCAACGUGUGGGAGAAGAGGUCUUCCAGCGGGAAGAAGACGGCGUGGAGAGAUGCGGUGUGCGGCAAAAGCGAGAUCGAGAAGUGCUUUUCUCGCGCUCCUCGUCGACUCUUAGAGCGACAGUCCCGACCCGCCCGGUCCUGCGGUCUCUGUCGCAGCCUGCUCCUGGCGCAGGGUCGGCGGUCUCUCCCAGUUCCUGCCGCGCGAAAGACAUUCCGUCCGACGUGGCGAAGGCAUCUUUUCAGAAGGAAGGCGGCGACCGAAACGACCUUUUUCAGCUGUACGAGAAGAACAAGUCGACAACGCCCGGGUCCGCGUCUUCGGCUUCUUCUCUCGGAGACGGCGCCCGACAAGACACGUUCUUGGACUCGCGUGAAGAGGCAGAAGAGAAGAACCGAGAGAGCAAAGACGCGAGGCUUCUGGGCUUGGCUGAGAGCGGCGUGGAUUCGGGAGCGACGAGCCUCGCGCGGUUUGCGAUGGCAACCGGAGGUGCCGAGAGCCUAGGAGGCGCGUCCGCUCGCGCGCCCCAUUUGUCGACACACCAGCCGUCGUCUCUUGCCGCAGAGGAAGGCGGCUCCGGUGCACGGUCUCCGCGUGCCUCCCUGGAGCACGAGCAGACGGGCGGACUGAGUCAGCGAAGCAGUCGCAACUCUCAGCUGUCGGCCAGAAUAGAAAACGCGGGAUUCGCGAAGCCCUCGGCCGGAGGGGCGUACCCAGGACUGCUUUUCUCAGGGACGAGUGCCGUGACCGGGAAACCCGACGCAGGCGGCAAAGGAUCCACUGUCUGUGUCUGUCAGGCGAGUCGGUACAUGUCUCGGCAGAAGGCGCACUACGAGCAGCAACUGCGGCGCGUCGAGGAGGAGCGAGACCAGCAGCAGCAGCGGCGACGCCUGUUGGCGGAGCAAGAGGCACAGGUCGCCUUGCUUCAGAGCCAAGUGCAGAGACAGCGCGAAGGCGUGAUGGAGGAAGAAAAGCAUCUGCGGGAAAUGCGGGCGCAAGUCACGGCGGAGCGCGAAGCGAUGGAAGCGAGAUGGCAGCAGUUCGAGAAACAGCGCCAAGAACUCCUCGAGAAGAAGGAGAAAUGGCGAAAAACUGCGCAGCAGAAACGCGACGAGCUCCAGGCGUUCAGCCUCCGCAUUCGGGCUGAUAAAAAGGAACUCGACGAAAAGAAGAAGGAAGUUGCCAGGGACACAACUAGCCUCAAAGACAAGAUUGAAAGUAGAGAACAAGACAGUUUGAACAGGCAGCGCGUUGAAUUGGAGGAACUCCGUUUUUCUCUGGAUCGGGAGAAGGCCGAACUGGGUGCGCGCAUCUCUGCAACCGAAGACGAGAGACGCCGCCUGAAGAAGAAGGAAGAAGAGCUGGCUCGUCGCGAAGCCAAGGCGCAGAGCAAAGAGGAAGAGCUGCGCCGGGAGGAAAUGGAGGUGGAGCGGCGGACGCAGGCUGUGGCUCUGAAGGCGGAAGAAGAGGAGCAGAAAGAACUGGACCGCGUCUCGCUCUGGAGGCAGAAAAACGAAGAGCUGGAUCGGCGGGCGCGACUCCUCCACGAACAGGAGACGGAGAUGGAUGCGAGGGCGCAUGCGUUGCGGAGGCAAGAGACGGAGAGGAAGCGCGAGGACGAGAGAGAAAAGAAGAAGCUGCAGCAGCUGCAGGAUGCGUUUUUGGAGGAGAAGAAGAACUUUGCGCGCGAGAAGGGCCGUGUGGAGGCGCAGCUCGACGAAGAGAAGAAGAGACUCGCGGAGGAGAAGAAGGCGCUGGAGCACGACAGGAAGAACUUCGAGGCGUACGUAGAGGAAGAGCGAGCAAAGUGGGGAGAAGAGCGUCGGGCGGCCAACGCAGAGUUCGACAAGAAGAAGAAGGAGUGGGAGGAAGAGCGAAGCAGCGGAGAAGCUGAGCUCGUGGCGGCGCAGGAAAGGAUCCACAAGACAGAGAAGGAACUCGAAGAAGAGGAGAAACGGAGGUCCGAGGAAACGAAAAAACUGACGCAGGAACUCCUGGACGAGAAGGAAAGGAUCGCGCGACAGCUGGCAGACCAAGAGCAGAUGCGUGCGAUGCUUUCAGCUGAGAGAGAAAAGCUUCAAGAAGAAAGAGCCCGAAGCGGAGAGGCUCUGCAGAGAGAAAGAGAGAGACUGGAAGAGGAGAACGGCCGCGAAACCCAGCGACUUGAAGCUCAGAGAGAACGCCUCAAGGAGAAAGAGGCGGAGAUCGACGCUGAGAAGGAGCGGUGGCAGGCGGAGCGCGAGGCUGUGGAGUCGCGCCUGCGAGAAGAAGAAGAGAAAGUUGAGCAGGGGCGACGACUGCUGUCCCAGCAGAGAGAGGCCUUUGAGGAAGACGUGAGGAAGGAGCGAGAACAGUUUCGCGCGGAGCAGGAGGCAGUCCUGGCUGACUUUCGAUCGCAGUGCCAGGCGGCGGAGCGCGAGUUGGGCGAGCAGAAGGCGCAGCAGGAGGAAAUGAUUGAGGAGGAGCGGCAGCGCCUCCUUCAGUCUGAAGAAAGGCAGCAAGAGGCGUACGCAGAGCAGAUCAAUCAACUGCGGAGCCUCGAAGAAGAAGUGCACCAGCAGAAACUGCAUCACCAGCAAGAUGUGUCGCGUCACCUCGAACGGGAAGAGGCUCUGUUCGAGAGAGAACGACGCGUGCGAGAAGACGAGCAGAGCGUCCAAGACGAGAAGCAGAAGCUGAGCAAGGAGAAACAAGGAGUGGCGCGUCAGCGACGGCAGCUGGAGGAGGCGCAGACCCACCAGAAACAAGUCGAGGCCGCUCUGAAGAAGGAGCGGGAAGAGAUCGAGAAGAAGGUGGAGAGCUUGCGAGACCAGGUGCUGCGAGUUGCCGAAGUCGACGAGAAGUUUGCGCGUCUUCGCGAGGCUGAAGACGCGCUUGAAAUUGAACGGGCCGCGUUUGAAGCCGAGAAAGAGAGCUUCAAGAGAGAGAAGGAGCUAAUCGACGCGCAAGUGGGAGCGUGGAGAAGGAAGCUGAGCCAGCGAGAACAGGAGGUCGGCCGAAGAGAGAGAGAGGCCUCGACUCGGCUGCGCGAUCUGGAGACGCAGGAAAAAGUGCACAAAGUCCGCAUGGAGGAAGAGGGACUCGCAAACAAGAGCGUCAAACAAGCAAGCGGGUCUGUGAACACCCGAAGGGGCGUGUCCGUCUCCGGCGCCGCGACUGGCAGGGCGCCGAGUGUCUCCCGACCGCUGUCGCGUGGAAAUGAGAGAAACGGAGAGGCGACUGAGCAGAGAGAGGGCGAACUGGGGAAGGACCGGGAGGGGAAGAAGGCAACCUCGAACUCUCGAACACGCUCGCUCUCCACGGAAAGACGGACGCGGGGAGUCGGCGCCGGCCUGGCUGGAGGGCCGAAACCCGCGGCGGGGCGGCGGACGCUGACGCCCGUUGACCAAGCCAGCCGAGGCCUUUCGAAAUGGGGCCGGAACGGCGCGGGAAGAGAGGGAGAAGCAGGCAAGGAGGGAGAGGCGAAGCGGGCGAACGGAGAAGCGGGGAGGACUGGAAAACGCCCUGGAGCGGCUGUUUGCGCGGAAAGCGUCGAUGAGUGCGAAGGCGAAGACACCGGGGCGUUCACACGAGAACGGGCGACGAGCGCUGCGUCUCUUCAGGACAAACCGGGGAAGGACGGAAAGGAUUUAAGUGGGAAACGCGACGGAGUGUCUCGGCUUCUUCCAGCUCUCCGGGGAGGCCAAAAGAGUUUUGCGCCUCCGGGCUCGUCCACAAGGGCUUCUUCGGUGGGGCGUGACGGCGGCGAGGAGCAAGACAAAGAAACAGAUCGUCGACCGACUCGUGGCAUCGGAGCUUCGGCGCGAAAGCCCCCGGUCCACGCUCUUCUCUCCAGUGCCGAUCGCAGCGACGGUCUUCCGCAAAAGAACCUUCCUUUCCCUCUCGCGUCUCCUGCAGGGGCUUCUCCUUCCAGGAAAGGGCUGACGGAGGGACAGACCGUCGCGUCUUCAGGAAGAGUGGAAGAGGGUGAGGACGCAAGGGAAGAAAAAGGCGGCAACGCAAAAAAAAUGGGGAUGUCGCGUCGCGCUGGUUUCUUUCCGUUGUUGCUUCUGUUUUUUUCAGCGGCCAUCUUUGCACGCGAAACUUUCCCCCGAGUCUCGCACCUGGCGGCAAGUCGACAGAGUUGCAGCACCAGCGCCCUGUCACAUCCUUUUCCUUCUUCCUCUCCUGUUCGCGACUCUCCUGAUAAAACACCCGGACAUUCGUCCUCCUCUGUAUAUUCGCCCUAUACUUUCCGUUUUUCGUCGUUUUUGAAGCAACAGGCGUCUUCGAUGGGGGAGGGAGAAGAUGACGAUGCCAAGAGAACGAAUCCCAGCAGUGAGACUCAGUGUCCUGGGGUGUCUUCCUUCUCAUCCGAAGAGAAGUCGUCCGCUCCCUCCGCUGGCCGUCAGUUCUCUUCUCUUGGUCCGAGCUUGCCGCCAGUCACAGCGUCGCGCACUGAGAGAGAAGAAGGAAAGCAAGCUCGUGUGUCUCCUUCUGUCUCUUCGCGGAGCUCCUUCUGUGUGUCGCCUCUGUCGCUGAACGGCCUCUCGACCGGGACCUUCGACCGCAGCCGUGUUGAGAGGAGCCAGGAGGCUCCACAAGGUGACGGCGAGGCGUCGUCCCCAAGACGUGGUACAGCUGUGGGAACUGCGGGGCACGAGGAGACACAGAGAAACGUGUUGAUGGAUCGAGAAGAGAGAACGGCGUCGUCUUCGUUCUUUUCUUCUUGCAGCCUCGCACACCCAGUGUCUUCCAGAAUUUCUGCAAGCGCCACUCUACGGGAAGAACGUUCCAGGUCGUCUGUAGAGAGGAGCAGGGAAGACGAAGAACGACGCAGAGAUGAAGAGCAUAGAGAAGUGUCCGUGGCAGGUGGUAGCUCGGCGAGCCUCUCCACUCAGACACGAGCGAAAGAGACAGUAUACAGAAGGGAGGGAACAGGGGGGCCAGCGAAGAGAGGCAGAGGGGACAGAGACGACAGUGGGUCUUUUCUUUCCGGAAAAGGUGAUGGUUUUUCUGGUCGAGAAACGCUGUCAAGGACUCCGGUGAUGUCGCCAAGUGGAGUCUUGGGAAAGGAGAGGAGUGUUCUGUCGCGUACGGGAAGCACAGAACAAGAGACAGAAGAAAGAGGGAACUCGCAGCCGUUAAGGCAUGAGUUGCAGAGCCCUCGAAGUCGACAGGCGUGGAAGGACCGUCUUGCAGCAGCUUGUGCGCCGCGAAGGUCAAUCCCUCUCACAGAGGCCGAAGACGACAAGGAGGCUAGGUCCCCCUUUCUUGACUCGCUCCGUAGUGAAACAAAUAGGAACCGGAAAGAAGGAGAGUCACCUUUUUCCUCUACAUCUGUAUACCGACGCCGUGAAGACGACGAAGGAAAAAUUAGAGGAACCAUGUUCAGGAAGAGCGGUGAAGCAGGGAGCAGCGGAUCCUUCAAUGCUCGAGAAUCGGUGAUCUCUCAUCUGUCUGCUUUCAAUCCAGCUGAAGAUAAUUCCGAUUAUGGAAGUGGAGAGAAUAGCCUUUCCGGAUUGGGAUCUUCGAGUCGGAUCAGCACAGGAAGGGGGAAGACGUCACGUGCAGGGCGAUGA